UACAUGGAGGAGAGCAGUAACAAGGACCAUCGGGCUUUGCUCAAUCAAGGAGAGGAGAAUGAACUGGAGCUGUUUGGUUACCAUACCCAGAAUCUACGGAGAGUCCUGUGCCUUGUCACAUCCGUGCUGACUGGAGGGGUUCUUCAGCUGGUGCUCUAUUGGAAGCCUGAGUGGAGGGUGUGGGCCAACUGCACCCCAUGCCCUUUGCAAGAAGCAGACACUAUUUUGCUGAGGACAACAGAUGAAUUUCAAAGAUACAUGAGGAAGAAGGUGCUCUGUCUACCCUUAUCCACACUGAAAUUUCCCAUAAGCAAGAACCCAGAAGAGCCUUUGGUGGCGGACAGCCACUCUGUCAUAAACCAAGCUGUAACAAAGCCUGAAUUAAAAUUGCGAUGCAUCCAAGUACAAAAAAUCAGAUAUGUUUGGGAUUACUUGGAGAAGCGGUUUCGGAAAGUUGGGUUGUUAGAAGACAGUAACUCCUGUUAUGACAUCCACCACACGUUUGGAUUGGGUCUGAGCAGUGAAGAGCAAGAAAUCAGAAGACUAGUGUGUGGACCCAAUGCCAUUGAGGUUGAAAUCCAGCCCAUAUGGAAGCUGCUUGUCAAACAGGUUUUAAAUCCAUUCUAUGUGUUCCAAGCCUUCACACUCACUUUGUGGCUAUCUCAAGGUUACGUAGAAUACUCUGUGGCCAUCAUCAUUUUGACCUUUAUCUCCAUUGUGUUAAGUGUGUAUGAUUUACAGCAGCAAUCAGUUAAGCUGCACAACCUUGUGGAGGAUCACAACAAAGUCCAGGUUACAAUCAUGGUAAAAGACAAAGGUCUGCAGGAGCUGGAGUCCCGUCUCUUGGUUCCCGGAGAUACUCUUAUUCUUCCAGGAAAAAUUUCAUUGCCCUGUGAUGCUGUUCUUAUUAAUGGGAGCUGUGUAGUGAAUGAAGGCAUGCUCACAGGAGAAAGUAUACCUGUUACAAAAACACCACUGCCCCAAAUGGAGAGCACCAUGCCUUGGAAAUCCCACAGCUUGGAAGACUACAGGAAACACGUGCUUUUCUGUGGAACAGAAGUGAUCCAGGUUAAGCCCUCUGGGCAGGGCCCUGUAAGAGCCGUGGUUCUGCAGACAGGUUAUAAUACAGCAAAAGGGGACCUGGUGAGAUCCAUCCUCUACCCUCGGCCUCUAAACUUCAAGUUAUACAGUGAUGCCUUCAAGUUCAUGGUGUUCCUUGCCUGCCUUGGUGUUGUGGGCUUUUUCUAUGCCCUAGGAGUAUAUAUGUACCAUGAAGUCCCUCCAAGGGAUACUGCAACCAUGGCCCUGAUCCUUCUCACUGUGACGGUCCCUCCUGUGCUGCCAGCUGCCCUGACCAUAGGGAUUGUGUAUGCCCAGAAGAGGCUGAAGAAAAAGAAAAUCUUCUGUAUCUCCCCACAGAGAAUCAAUAUGUGUGGACAAAUCAACCUCGUUUGCUUUGACAAAACAGGUACUCUUACAGAAGAUGGGUUGGACCUCUGGGGGACUGUCCCCACUGCUGACAACUGUUUCCAGGAAGUCCACAGCUUUGUCUUGGACAAGGCUUUGCCAUGGGGCCCACUGUGUGCUGCCAUGGCCAGCUGCCACUCUCUGAUCCUUCUUGAUGGAACCAUCCAGGGAGACCCUCUGGACCUCAAAAUGUUUGAAGGCACUGCCUGGAAAAUGGAAGACUGCAAUAUAGACUCCUACAAAUUUGGUAUGUCAGACUCAAACACGAUAAUAAAACCAGGACCAAAAGCCAGUCAGAGUCCUGUGGAAGCCAUCACCAUCUUGCGCCAGUUUCCAUUUUCCUCAAGCCUGCAGAGGAUGUCUGUGGUCGUUCAGUUGGCUGGAGAAGGUCACUUCCAUGUCUACAUGAAGGGUGCCCCAGAGAUGGUGGUCAGGUUCUGCAAAUCUGAAACAGUGCCUGAGAAUUUUCCCCAGGAACUAAGGAGCUACACAGUUCAAGGCUUCCGUGUCCUUGCUCUUGCCCAUAGACCCCUGAAGGUGGGGAAGCUUUCAGAAGUGGAGCAGUUAGCAAGGGAGACAGUGGAGUCAGAGUUAACAUUUUUGGGACUUCUCAUAAUGGAGAAUCGCCUGAAAAAGGAAACCAAACCAGUCCUGAAGGAACUGAGCGAGGCCUGCAUCCGGACUGUGAUGGUUACUGGUGACAAUCUACAAACAGCUAUUACAGUUGCAAAGAAUUCUGAAAUGAUUCCUCCGGGCAGCCAAAUCAUCAUUGUGGAAGCCAAUGAGCCAGAAGAGCUUAUUCCUGCUUCUGUGACCUGGCAGCUGGUAGAGAGCCAAGAGAUGGGACCUAGGAAGAAUGAGACCUACAUUAACACCGGAAACAGUUCCAUACCUGAUGGGGACAGAGGAAGCCGUUACCAUUUUGCAAUGAGUGGGAAAACAUACCAAGUGAUAUUUCAGCAUUUCUACAGCUUGCUCCCAAAAAUUCUGGUAAAUGGAACCAUUUUUGCAAGAAUGUCUCCUGCGCAAAAAUCAAGUCUUAUUGAAGAAUUUCAGAAAUUAAAUUAUUAUGUGGGCAUGUGUGGAGAUGGAGCCAAUGACUGUGGGGCUUUGAAAAUGGCUCAUGCAGGCAUCUCACUAUCAGAGCAAGAAGCAUCUGUGGCAUCGCCUUUUACCUCAAAAACAGCAAACAUCGAGUGUGUGCCUCAUCUGAUCAGAGAGGGCCGAGCUGCUCUGGUUUCAUCCUUUGGGAUAUUUAAGUACUUGACCAUGUAUGGCAUAAUCCAGUUUGUUGGAACAUUACUGCUCUACUGGCAACUACAACUUUUUGGGAAUUACCAGUAUCUCAUGCAAGAUGUGGCCAUUACCUUGAUGGUCUGUUUAACAAUGAGUUCAACUCAUGCCUACCCAAAACUGGCUCCAUAUCGUCCAGCAGGACAACUUCUUUCUCCCCCUUUGCUGCUCUCAGUCUUUUUGAAUUCCUGUUUUACCUGCAUCGUGCAGGUGUGUGCAUUCCUGUACGUGAAGCAGCAGCCUUGGUAUUGUGAGGUCUACCGAGACAGUGAGUGCUUUUUGGCCAACCAAAGUAAUUUCUCUACCAAUAUGAGUUUGGAAAGAAACUGGACUGGAAAUGCAACUCUGAUCCCUGGUUCAGUUCUAAGUUUUGAAACUACCACGCUGUGGCCCAUCGUCACCAUCAACUGCAUCACAGUGGCAUUUAUUUUUUCUAAGGGAAAGCCAUUUCGAAAACCCAUCUACACAAACUAUGUAUUUUCAUUUCUGCUGACAUCUGCCUUGGGCAUCACAAUUUUCAUUCUAUUUUCUGAUUUUCAAGAUAUAUACCUUAAAAUGGAGUUCAUCCCAACCAUAACAUCAUGGAGAGUUUCAAUUUUGGUGACAUCCUUUCUCCAAUUCUGUGUGGCCUUCUUUGUAGAGGAUGCUGUUCUUCAAAAUCGAGAGCUCUGGCUGCUAAUCAAGAGAGAAUUUGGAUUCCACUCCAAAAGUCAGUAUAGGAACUGGCAAAAAAAGCUGGCAGAAGACUCUACCUGGCCUCCCAUCGACAAGACAGAUUAUUCAGGCAAUGGCAAAAAUGGAUUCUACAUCAACAGAGGCUAUGAAAGUCCUGAACAGGUUCCCAAAGAAAAACUCAAAUUGGGAGGCCAAACCACAGAACAACACUUUUGGACCAGACUGUGA
Castor canadensis (American beaver) is the source of this 3663-nucleotide messenger RNA. It is a transcript of the gene Atp13a5, whose product is annotated as ATPase 13A5. Gene Ontology annotation, cellular component: late endosome membrane. Lineage: Eukaryota; Metazoa; Chordata; Mammalia; Rodentia; Castoridae. The record is from RefSeq and is a predicted model, not a curated record. Gene Ontology annotation, molecular function: ATP binding; P-type ion transporter activity; ATPase-coupled monoatomic cation transmembrane transporter activity. Gene Ontology annotation, biological process: intracellular calcium ion homeostasis; polyamine transmembrane transport.